Striga hermonthica is the source of this 771-nucleotide messenger RNA. The record is from the annotation of a GenBank genome assembly. Lineage: Eukaryota; Viridiplantae; Streptophyta; Magnoliopsida; Lamiales; Orobanchaceae.
AUGGGCCGGGCCAAGCUGAACAUGGAGUUCAUAACCAAAGAAAAAACCCGAAACACAACCUUCGCCAAGCGCAAGAAGGGCCUAAUCCGAAAGCUCGACGAGCUCACCAUCCUCUGCGACGUCAGCGCUUGCAUCAUCAUCUACGGCCCGAAAAACGAAACGGGCUUAUCCGAGCCCGACGUAUGGCCCACCGACCGUGACCGGGCCCACCGCAUAAUCCAGUCUUAUCGGGCCAAGAACAAUGACUCUUCUUCAUCCUCCAAGACUUAUGGCCUGCCCGAUUUUUGGCUCGACCGGCUCAAAAAAGUCGAGGACGAGCUGGCGAAGCAGAGGAAAAAGAAUAUGGAGGCUCGAUACCCCACGUGGCUUGAUUUCAUGGACUACAUGCCAGAGUCGGGCCUUCGGGAUUUUGCGGCUGCCUUGUCCCGCAAGGCAGAAGAUGUUCGGUCGAGGAUCGAGUGCAUGAGAGGAGCCAAACAGGGCCUUAUCGACUUUGGCUGCUAUUACACCGGCCCGAAUCAGUUCCAAGAGUUUGGGCUUGGGCAAGCGAACGGGCUUGGGCUUGGGCUUGUUCAGUAUCCGAAUGUGGAGAGUAAGGCGUUGUUUGAAGAUAACGGGCCGUCUUUUUACGGGCCGGGGAAGGUGGGGCCUUUUUUGUUGCCGGCCCUGCCAUCACAGCCGGUCGAGAUGCAGGCGAACGGGUUCGGGCAGGAGGGUUUUGAUGCUUGGUGCCAGAUGAGUUAUGGUAGUAGAGGAAGUUAUUAUGAGUAA